AUGCCAAACUUUGCCAAUUUACAGCUCACGACCGCUCUCGGCCGGAUCGAGGCGAGCGUCGUGUGCGGUCGGAGACGCGCCGACGUCAUCUGCUUCGAACCCGUUCAUAAUUGCGACUUUCGUAAACAUCUAUCUUUACUCCCAAGAAGUAUAAAGAGGAACUUUUCCGAGAACUUGAACCGCUUUCGCAGUUGCGAUCGGGGGCGAUCUCGAAUCGCUCCCGCGGAGUGCCAUCUGACUCUUGGACAUGUUCCCAGCUUGUGCCCCCGCUCGACAAUGAUUGAGAUCUCAGUCGAACUCCCCGUUCUUCCGAUGGACGGCAAAGCUCAUGGAACUCGUUUGGAUCCUUAUGAUAAUUCGCAAGUUGAGUCGUACAAUACACUCAACACACUCACAAUUAUAUUAUUAAAGGAAAUUUCGAAUCCGCGUCCUCGAAUUUGA
This is a messenger RNA of Leptosia nina, 441 nucleotides long. The record is from the annotation of a GenBank genome assembly. NCBI's taxonomy places the organism in Eukaryota, Metazoa, Arthropoda, Insecta, Lepidoptera, Pieridae.